Cucurbita moschata (crookneck pumpkin) is the source of this 2136-nucleotide messenger RNA. Its product is annotated as probable nucleoredoxin 1. The coding region runs from base 182 to 1867 and encodes 561 amino acids. The transcript has 4 exons. NCBI's taxonomy places the organism in Eukaryota, Viridiplantae, Streptophyta, Magnoliopsida, Cucurbitales, Cucurbitaceae. Gene Ontology annotation, molecular function: thioredoxin-disulfide reductase (NADPH) activity. The record is from RefSeq and is a predicted model, not a curated record.
AAUUCGAUGCUUUUUUCCCUCGUCCACUUUCAAGUCUUCGUGUUAGCAAUUUUUAUAAUUUCCAUGUUACUUGCUCCCGAAGCUUCUGAUUCGCUUUAUUAAGGCCAUUUCUUUGAUUUUGAUCUCAUUCUUCAUUGUUCAUCGCUGUUAAUCACGCACAAUCUAGGAUUUUCCAACACUUAUGGCUUCUGAUGCUGUGCACGAUCUCAGUUCCGUCUUCUCCUCUGAGGGGAGGGACUUUCUCAUCCGUAAUAAUGGCGAUCAGGUGAAGAUCAGUUCCUUAAUUGGAAAGAUUGUCGGAUUGUAUUUCUCGGCGUCAUGGUGCCCUCCCUGUCACCGCUUCACUCCGAUAUUUGCGGGGGUUUAUGAGGAAUUAGCUUCUAAGGGUGAUUUUGAAGUUGUCUUUGUUUCUGCUGAUAGCGAUGACGAAUCUUUCGAGGAUUACUUCUCUAAAAUGCCAUGGUUGUCCAUUCCAUUUUCUGAUUCGGCUACCAAAGAACGUUUGAAUGAACUUUUUGAAGUGAGGGGAAUUCCCCAUCUUAUUGUUCUCGACGCCAACGGGAAGGUUUCGACUGAUGAUGGAGUGAGAUUAGUCAGUGAAUAUGGGGCUAAUGCUUAUCCUUUUACUUCGGAACAGAUCCAACUUCUGAAGGAUAGAGAGGAGGAAGCUAAAAGGAACCAAACCAUUAGUUCCAUUUUGGUUUCGAACCAGCGUAAUUAUGUGAUCUCGAAUAAUGGAAAUCAGAUUCCUGUCUCUGAGCUAGAAGGGAAGGUGAUUGGGCUCUACUUCUCAGUGUAUGGCCAUGAAACUUGUGAUGAUUUUACACCUCUUUUGGUUGAUGCUUACAAGAAACUGAAAGAGGGGAAACAGAACUUUGAGAUUGUGUCGAUCUCUUUAGACGAUGAGGAUGAUGACUUCAAUGAAGCAUUCAAAACCAUGCCAUGGUUGGCAUUGCCGUUCAAGGAUGAGAAAUGUCAAAAACUCAUUCGAUAUUUUGAGCUUAGUGAUAUUCCUACUCUUGUCAUAAUUGGGCAGGACGGCAAGACUUUGCACCCGAAUGCAGCGGAACUCAUCGAAGAGCAUGGUACUGAUGCCUACCCUUUCAAUCCCGAAAAACUCGAGAAACUUGCUGAGAUUCAGAAGGCAAAGCUCGAGUCACAGACUCUGGAGUCUCUUUUAGUUCGUGGAGAAAAUGAUUUUGUUAUUGGAAAAAAUGGUGCAAAGAUUCCAGUAUCUGAACUUGUUGGCAAGAACAUUUUGCUCUACUUCUCAGCACACUGGUGCCCUCCAUGCCGUGCAUUCUUGCCAAAGCUUAUCGAGGCAUACAACGAAAUUAAGCAAAAGGACAAAGAGUUCGAAGUCGUUUUCAUUUCAAGUGAUAGCGAUCAAGAUUCAUUUGAGGAAUUCUUUUCAGGGAUGCCUUGGUUAGCUCUGCCAUUUGGGGAUGAAAGGAAGAAGUUCCUAAAUCGUAGGUUCAAAAUAGAAGGCAUUCCUGCACUCGUAGCCCUUGAUCAAAGUGGUCGUACUGUCUCAACAGAUGCUCGGAAUCUCAUAUCAUCUCAUGGCGCAGAUGCCUAUCCGUUCACAAAGGAACGUCAGGAGGAAUUAGAGAAGCAGCUGGAAGAAGAGGCAAAGGGGUGGCCUGAGAAACUGAAGCAUGAACUACAUGAAGAACACGAACUGGUUCGAACACAUCGAGCUGCGUAUAAUUGUGAUGCCUGUGAUGAAUUGGGAUACAGUUGGUCGUUUUACUGUGAGGAAUGUGACUUUGAUAUGCACCCAAAAUGUGGUUUGAAAAAGAACGAGGGAGCUGAGGAGCAAAAGGAAGAGUGGGUAUGCAAGGGAGACGUGUGCCGUAGAGCCUAAGAAAACAUAUUCAGAACUGCAAAGAAUAUGAAAGCUUGUGAUCAUGGUAUGUCGGUUGCCUGUUGCCUUCUAUGAUGGUCUGGUGUGUGCUAUGUCCUGCAGCUAUGUUGUUUCAAAUCAUCUAGUCUGUGAUGUGAUUUCUAGUCUAAAUAAAUUAAAAGAAGUUCGUAGUUUCAAGCAUUUUAUGCCUGCCUUUUUUUGGGCAUUGUAAUUUGAUAGCCUUAGUUAUUUCUCCCUGCUAUCUCCCCCUCUUUAAUAAAUAGAAUUCA